Aspergillus affinis is the source of this 1470-nucleotide messenger RNA. RefSeq names its product DUF1671-domain-containing protein. Bases 1 to 1470 code for a protein of 489 amino acids. Gene Ontology annotation, cellular component: nucleus; cytoplasm. The transcript is spliced from 8 exons. Gene Ontology annotation, molecular function: ATP hydrolysis activity; ATP binding; AMP kinase activity. NCBI's taxonomy places the organism in Eukaryota, Fungi, Ascomycota, Eurotiomycetes, Eurotiales, Aspergillaceae. The record is from RefSeq and is a predicted model, not a curated record.
AUGCAUUCACCAACCGCUCGGGAGGAGAGCACUAGAAAGCUUGGGCGUGCAGAGUUAGGACCCCAUGUUCAUGAGAGGCAGAUGCCCUUCUGGCUUCGGAAGAUGCUGGAGAAGGGGCCAAAAGUGACGCGAACAAAUCAAAUCGCGCCCGAUGGAACAAUCCAGAAACUGGAAACCGUUGAAAAUGAGGCUACUGGUAUUAUACCAAUUCUCGAGCGUCUUUGCCGGGCCGACAACUCAGUGAAACGGGCGUUCCUAUGCAGCCCCAAAAUUUCCCAAGUUUCCAAGAUGCCGAGAGAAGGCGGAUUUUGCGGCUAUCGGAAUAUUCAAAUGCUGGUCUCAUAUAUACGGCAUUCUGAUCUCCCGGGUCAGGAUCGCUUUUCUGGGCCGCUACCUACUAUUUUGCAACUACAGGAUAUGAUUGAACAUGCAUGGGACAUGGGGCUCAAUAGCGUGGGGAGAGAAGAGACCGGGGGCAUACGAGGCACCAGGAAAUUCAUUGGCACGUCGGAGGCACAGGCUCUGUUCCUGAGUUUAGGAAUCCCAUGUGAGGCUUGUAGCAUUGGAGAGACUCCGCAGCUACGGGCUCAUAAUGCUUUGUUAUCAAAUGUUGCAAAUUAUUUUCGAACAGGGAGUCCAUGUCAAACCGAUGAGAAAGUUCUCGUGACAGAUCUACCUCCCAUCUACUUCCAGCAUCAAGGUCAUUCCAUGACCAUUGUUGGAUUCGAAGUCCGUGACGAUGGAAGUGCAAACCUCCUCGUUUUUGAUCCAAAGCUUCAGGUCCCUUCAUGGAUAAAGCGUUUAAAGGAGGUGCAGUUCAAGUUCCGCAAUCCACUCCAUACCCUGAAGGGAUACCGACGCGGGAUAAGUUACUUGCAAAAGUAUCCGGUCUUUGAAAUUCUCAAGUUCUGGCUGCUCAGCACUGCCGCUGAGGCCAAGAUGCGAACAACUCCGAAUGUGAUCAUCACAGGCACCCCUGGCGUAGGGAAAACGGUACAUUGUCAGCAAUUGGCGCAGGAGACAGGCCUGCAGCAUCUAUCGAUCAACCAGAUCGCAAAAGAACGGGACUGCUUCGAUACCUAUGAUUCGAAAUUAGAAACAUGGGUCGUGGAUGAAGACAAACUUUUGGAUGCGAUUGAGGACGAGAUACUUAAGGGUGGCUACCUGAUUGAUUGGCAUGCGUGUGAUCUAUUUCCGAAAUCCUGGAUCGAUCUCGUCGUAGUCCUGCGAUGCCCCUCCACCUCUGUUCACUACGAUCGUCUUUCCACAAGGGCAUAUAAACAAGAAAAACUGCAAGAGAACUUAGACGCGGAGAUUUUCGGGGUUCUCCUCGAAGAGGCUCGGGAGGCUUUCGAUGAGGAAGUGGUGGUCGAGCUCAGUAGUGAAAAGGAUGACGAUGUAGAGAACAACUGCGCGAGGAUUUCGGCUUGGAUCGAGUCAUGGAAGAAAGAUCAUUCUGAAACCGAAUAG